Anthostomella pinea is the source of this 5055-nucleotide messenger RNA. NCBI's taxonomy places the organism in Eukaryota, Fungi, Ascomycota, Sordariomycetes, Xylariales, Xylariaceae. The record is from the annotation of a GenBank genome assembly.
AUGGGCUUUGCCUCUUGUUCGUGGCCGAUAUGGCGCAUUGAUGACUUCACCACGUGCUUCCAGUCCGACUACCUCCAGGUCCUAUUCCCCUUGAUCGUAAUAUGUCUAUCCGUCUUCCAUCUCGCCGUCCAGAGCAUCUACCGCAACGUCAAGUUAAAACGAGCAGACGGCUACGACCAACUGCCCAACCACCGAGAUCACACCGACCUGCCACCCGAGGAGGAAGAAUCGACGAAUACGGGCGAAGAUGAGGGGCUCCUUAUCAACGCGAAUGGUGCCGGUCGUUUGGCCCUCGUCAAGACUACCACCAAGGGCUCCAUCGUUCAAGCCGAUGCGCCGCCGGGGAGGGACAUAUUGGUCGUCGUCGAAGAAGUCGCUGUCUGCGGCCUGAUAGCCGUCAAUGCCAUUGCUCUUGUGACAGAAACAUACGCUGGCCGUGGUCGGUGGGCAGCCCUCAUGGGCAUUGUAACCUGGGUCUACGUCUUGGUCCUUGUUACGCUGAGACUCUUUCUCGGGAACACGAAGUGGCGAGUUCCACGCCUUUGGAACCAUACCGCCUCCAUCUACGCAUUACAAUGGCUGUUCACACUGCCCAUAUUUCGUUCUGCCCUUAUCCAUGCCAGCUCCAAGCGGACGGAAAUUCUGGUCAUUGUCGGCUUCUCCUUGACGACGUUGCUUUUUGGCAUUGCCGUCACUACUAGGAAGGGGAACAAGACGGUCAUCUUGGAAUGGGAGGAUGACAUCGAACCGUCGCGCGAACCCCUCGCUUCUCUCAUAUCAAUCGCAUUUUUCGGUUGGAUUGACCCUAUGCUCUGGCAAGGCUACAAGGAACCUCUUGAGAUGAAGGACGUGUGGAACUUGCUACCGCGCGACAAGGCUGCUGCUGCUCUUGCCAACUAUCGCCAGGUCAAGAAGACGACGUCACUUGCGCUACACCUGGCUGGUCAUUUUAAGGCCAUGCUGCUCAUGCAGUGUCUCUGGGCCGUGCUGACGGGUGUACUGACCUUUGCUCCGACACUGCUUCUGAGGGCCAUCCUGGAGUAUGUCGAAAUGCCAAGCGUAGCACCCAAGAACGUCUUGUGGCUUUAUGUCGUCUUACUUCCCGUGUCGGAUAUGCUGCGGUCAGUCUGCAGCAAUCAAGCACUAUGGAUCGGCAGGACAAUUUGCAUUCGGAUUCGUGCCAUCAUCAUAGGGGAAAUAUAUGCCAAAGCUCUUCGGCGCAAAGCGGCAAGUGGCAGAGACACGGUUCUCGGCGACACAGGUAAAGAGGGCGGCAAUGAGACCAAAUUGCAGAGACUCAAGAGGUUCUUUGGACUCAAGAAGAACGAUGCCAAGAAGUCAAGCCCACAAGAUGCGGAUGUUCCUCAGAAAGACGCCGCCAAGAACCCUGACGAACAAGCGAACCUCGGGACCAUCAUCAAUCUGAUGUCUGUCGACAGUUUCAAGAUCUCUGAAUGCACGGCCUACUUGCAUUUCCUCCUGGCAGAAGCCCCUACUAUGCUCAUUGUUUCCAUCGCCCUUCUGUGGCAAGUUCUGGGCCUGAGCGCUAUUCCGGGACUGAUCGUCAUGGUUUUUCUUCUUCCCGUGAACAUCUUGCUUGCCAAGGGCUUCAGUUAUACCCAAAAGAAGAUCAUGGCUGCCACCGACAAGCGAAUACACACUACCAACGAGAUCCUACAAAACAUUCGAAUUAUAAAGUAUUUCGCCUGGGAGCAACGGUUUGGGGCAAUUGUGGACGAGAAGCGCAUUGUCGAGUUGAAGGCGCUAAGGGCGAGAUACAUGGUCUGGGCACUUGCUGUUGCUAUUUGGAAUACAGUGCCAGUCCUGAUCACGUUCUUCUCUUUCCUGGUCUACACCAAGAUCGAGGGAAAGCCGUUGUACCCCUCUGUUGCAUUCACGUCUAUUUCCCUGUUCAUGCUCUUGAGGAUACCUCUGGAUCAAUUUGGAGAUAUGCUAGCUCACGUGCAGGAGUCCAAGGUUUCGGUCGACCGUGUCGAGGAGUUUUUGACCGAAGACGAGACAGACAAGUACGAGCAACUCGGGGACGACAACGUGGAUGACGAGGGCAGCAAGGUGAUUGGUUUCAGAAAAGCCAACUUCAUCUGGGGUAGCAAGGACGCCGUGGCCGCCGAUGGUUCUACAGCCUUUCGCCUGAUGGAUCUGGACGUGGAUUUCAAAAUCGGCAAGCUCAAUCUUAUUGCCGGUCCCACAGGCUCUGGAAAAACCUCAAUGCUGAUGGCCCUACUUGGUGAGAUGACCCUCACGAAAGGAAAGGUCUACCUUCCAGGUGGUCACAGCCGCGAAGACGUCCGACCGGAUCCAGCCACGGGGCUAGCUGAGACUUGCGCCUACGUCGCACAGGCCGCUUGGUUGGUCAACGCCAACAUCAAGGAAAACAUCUUGUUUUCGGCGCCAUACGAUGAGAAGAGAUACAAAGAGGUCUUGGUUGCCUGCGCUCUAGAAAGGGACCUCGAGAUUCUGGACAAUGGCGACGAAACGCUGGUUGGGGAAAAAGGCAUCACCCUUUCCGGUGGUCAAAAGCAACGUAUCUCCCUGGCUCGUGCGGUCUACUCGAACUCCCGACAUCUACUUCUCGACGACUGCCUCAGCGCUGUCGACUCGCAUACUGCCAAGUGGAUCUUCAACACAUGCAUUAAUGGUCCACUCAUGACAGGCCGAACAUGCAUUCUUGUCACCCACAAUACCACCCUUUGUGCGCCCUCGGCUUCGUACGUCGUGCUACUGGAUAAUGGCAAGGUUGACGCUCAGGGACCAUCCAAGGAGCUGAUCGCAUCGGGUAAGCUUGGCGAGGAGCUUCGCAACAAAUCUCGACCGAACUCUUCACAUGUCUCACGCAUCCCAUCCCGGGUACCCUCCAAUGUAGGCGAAGAAAGUGGCGAAACUUUUGUUGACGACGGUGGGCAUGGCCUUGCCAACAGCAAGUCUGCUGAUAAGAAGGCCGACCCUCAGGAGGACGCCUUGCAAGAAACCAAGGCCACUGGAGCAGUCAAAUGGCCUGUGAUCAAGCUGUAUCUUGGCUCAAUGGGCCCUUGGUGGUUCUGGGUUAUUGCCGUGACUGUCUUCAGUGCCCAGCAGCUGGGCGGCGUCGCAUCGAACCUCUGGAUCAAAGAAUGGGCCAAUCAGUACACCACUGGCACAGAGAAGAUUUCGAGCAUACAGUUCAGCGUAUCUUCGCAGAAUCCUGCCAGCCCAUCGAGAUACCUCACCUGUUACGCCUCGAUCGCUCAAUAUGUGAAAAGCGCGUCGUUCGUCUCGCUUACUACGCCUGCAGACUACUCGGCGGCCAAUGUCCCAGAGGUUAACGUCGACUACUAUCUUGGUAUUCUUGCCCUGAUAGGACUCGCUGGCGCAUUCCUUGCGCUUGUCCGGGAUCUGUGGGUUUUCUUCGGCUCACUGACCGCUUCGUGGAAGAUCCACAAUCGAUUGGUGUCAUCUGUCGCAAGGGCAAAGUUCAAGUUCUUCGAUGUGACGCCGCUAGGGCAGCUGAUGAAUCGGUUCAGCAAGGAUCUCGAGGCGGUCGACCAGGAAGUGGCACCGGUUGCCAUCGGUGUCAUGACAUGUGCCAUGGGUAUCGGCGUCACGGUGGUCCUCAUAGCUGCCAUUACACCAGGAUUUCUCAUCGCCGGUGUUUUCAUCACUGCUCUCUAUGUCCUGGUUGGCAUGUUCUACCUGCGAGCGUCACGAGAUCUCAAGCGACUCGAAUCUGUGAACCGAAGUCCGCUCUUUCAGCAGUUCGGCGAGACACUUUCAGGAGUCACUACAAUCCGCGCAUACGGUGACGAGCGGAGAUUCAUAAGGGACAACCUGCUCCGGAUUAACAAACAGUCUCGGCCGUUCAUCUACUUGUGGGCCGCUAACAGAUGGCUAGCAAUGCGGACGGAUCUCCUUGGUAACCUGGUCACAUUCUUCGCCGGUGUCUUCGUAAUUCUCAGCCUCGGCAAGAUCGACGCAGGCUCCGCCGGUCUGUCUUUGUCCUACGCCAUUGGGUUUUCCGAUAACAUUUUGUGGCUCGUGCGAUUGUAUGCCAUGAACGAGCAGAACAUGAACUCGGUAGAACGAGUGAAGGAGUAUCUGGACGUGGAACAAGAAGCUGCGCCAAUCAACGAGAAGAACCGUCCCGCCGAGAACUGGCCUGCUCAUGGUGGCGUCGAGUUUAUCGGCUACUCGACCAGAUACCGCAAGGAGCUCGACCCCGUGCUGAAAAACGUCACGUUCAAGAUACGACCACGAGAGAAGGUUGGCAUUGUCGGCCGCACUGGCGCCGGAAAGAGCUCUCUCACCUUGGCAAUAUUCCGCGCGCUCGAGGCAGACUCUGGUAAGAUACUGGUUGAUGAUGUUGACAUCGGCAUGAUCGGUCUCCAAGACCUCCGGGAAGCAAUCACCAUCGUCCCUCAAGAUCCGACUCUGUUCACUGGCACUAUCCGAACAAACCUCGAUCCGUUCACGUUGUAUAGCGACGAAGAGGUCUUUGCUGCCCUACGAAAGGUCCAGCUCAUUGGGCCAUCCGAACCUCUGCCGGCCUCUUCUACAGAUGCAGCACAAAUACUGCUUCCCACCACACCUCUAAUUGAGACGACGGAGGAUGAGGGUGGCGUUUCUAUGCCCACUUCGACCAACAAGAACAUCUUCCUCGAUCUAUCUUCUCUAGUAACGGAGUCCGGCUCGAACUUGUCACAAGGCCAGCGACAGCUGCUGUGCCUUGCACGCGCUAUGCUCAAGGACCCGAAGGUGCUUGUCAUGGACGAAGCAACAGCAUCGAUAGACUACAAUACCGACUCCAAGAUUCAGGGAACCAUCCGGGAGCUGAACAGUACCAUCAUCACGAUAGCUCACCGUCUCGUGACGAUCGUGGACUAUGACAAGGUGCUCGUCCUGGACCACGGCGAGGUGGUGGAAUACGCCCACCCUCACGAGCUCCUCCAAAUGGAAGACGGAAACUUCCGAAGCAUGUGCGAAAUGAGUGGCGAUCUGGAUACUCUGACCGCAGCGGCCAAGAAAGCGUGGGAGGAGAAGAGACCCGUGGACGACGAAUAG